Messenger RNA from Talaromyces proteolyticus, 970 nucleotides. RefSeq lists its product as uncharacterized. Bases 105 to 884 code for a protein of 259 amino acids. The record is from RefSeq and is a predicted model, not a curated record. NCBI's taxonomy places the organism in Eukaryota, Fungi, Ascomycota, Eurotiomycetes, Eurotiales, Trichocomaceae. The transcript has 4 exons.
CUUGGAGCUUUCGAGCUACUGUCAGCAGUCUGCACAGCAAAAGCGCUUGCUGGACUUCCAUUCGAGCCAGAAGCAUAGUACGAGGCCGUGAAUCAGGGGAGACCAUGGAGAGUACCGUCAGGCUGCAGCCGAUGAAGCCUAUGUAUGAUGCCGUGAUUCAUGAUGAGAAUUGGACGGGCAUGACGGACGCAAAAGUGCGGCGUCGCCUUCAGAACCGCCUCAAUCAAAGGGCAAGGCGACGUCGUAAGGAGCAAUAUGUGGCUUCUACUUUCUUGAUGCAAUCUCGGGGCAAUCACAUACCGGCAGGCAUGUUAUCCCGAAGCCCGAUAAUUACGAAUGCGGAAAUCCUUCCAUUCGCGCUUCCUCUAUCGGUUGAUCACCUUCUAUCCCUGGUGCAAUUCAAUGUCUUUCGUGCCCUUGUCACCAACAUGACCAUUCUCUCUCUGCCAGAUGUUUUUAUUUGCGAUGAGCCGAAUAUUAAAGUAUCGGCUUUGCCUCUCCCCAACCACAUCCCACCGGCCCUAAUGCCAACUGCCUUGCAACGCUCAGUCUUCCAUCACUCGUGGAUGGAUAUAUUUCCGUUGCCGGCGUUACGUGAUAACUUGAUAUGUCUUCAAGGGAGAUUUGAUUUCUGUGACCUGUGCGAUGAUGUAGUAGGUGCCAUGUGGGAUGAUCAACUCGAACCCCAUGACGAGAGGAAUGGCCUCGUUGUCUGGGGAGAACCAUGGGAUAUAAAGUCGUGGGAGGUUAUGGAGGGCUUCUUAAAGAAAUGGGGUUGGGUGCUUACAGGGUGUAAUGAGUUGAUAGAAUCCACAAACAGAUGGAGACAGUUGAGGGGCGAGAAACCUUUUUUGUACAGCGAUAUACCUGUAGAGCCCUUUUAACGACUUGCAAGAGGCCAUUUGACAGGCUUACUUUAUCUUCAUUCAUGAUGUAAAUUAUAUUAAGAGAAUGUAUUGAUUAAUUAACU